GAUCACAUAUUGAAGAUCGAAUCUAUCUUUAUUUAGUAUGAGGUCCCUCAGCCCCGUUCUGAAGUGACGACGUUCUUUUGGCUCGGGAACUGACUGCUUUCUCCGACGAAGUUCUGAUCUCCAGUCGACUUUGAGAUCCCCUCCCUAAAGACACGCCCUGUUCCUUCACUUCCACAGAAACAAACUUUCCUUUAACUUCUCCAAAGAUUGGAACAUCGCUGGUCAUCUGUUGGUGGUUGUAUUUGCUCAAUUUGAUUUGAACUUGGAAGCUCCAUGUGUCUGGAUAUACAUUUGUGAAUUGUAAGAGUUGGGAUUUAUUGAUAUGGCAUCUCGGCGCCAUGUUCGUUACAGCCCUCUCCCUGGAGAUGACGAGGGGGAAUACGACGGUGAUAGGGAAUAUGAUCCUCGGUUCAUGUACACUCCCAGGUCCUUUGAUAGGGUUCCAUGGAAGUCUAUUGCCCUUGCACUCUUCCUCCUCUUUCUUGGAUCCAUACUGUUAUUUCUUUCUUUCUUCAUCUUCACAGGCCACAUGGGUGGUGAGCGGUCCCAGGCUUAUGGCCUCUUAAUGCUUGGAAUCCUCACCUUCCUUCCAGGCUUUUAUGAGACGCGAAUUGCUUAUUAUUCAUGGAGGGGUGCUGAUGGCUAUCGGUUUUCCUCUAUUCCCGGUUACUGAGUGGGUCUUUCACCACAUUCUAUAUGUAGAGAUGUGAUUCUGGCUACUUCUAAUGUGACUGCAAUAUGACCUGAACAAGAAACUCAUCUUGAUCACGGAGAGCAUACGUCUGUGUGCUAUUUUUAUCACGAGUGCAGGAUGCUUGUCAUGGAUGUUUACAUGUUUCAAGGCAGUCUUUGUUAGGGUGAUGGUGUUUUUAUACAACGUUGAUUGAGAUUAUAGAAAUAGAUGGGGCUUUGUGGUUGGAGAAUAAAAUAUCAGUUUCCCAUGACACAUGCAGAAGUUCCAUGAUUCCAUCUAACUGCUGCUCCAUUCCAUUUUAUUUUCUGACAAUUGUCAGGUCAUGGCAUGUGGUUAGGGUUUUGGGAGUUGCAGUGUUGCAAAGGAGCCAAGCCUUUGGCUCCAUUCUAUGGUUUGAAACUUUGAAUGCGUGGUACACUAAGCUUGAGUAUUUAUUGGUGCCCUCUCCCUCGGCAGUAAGCAUGAUAUUGGUAAGAGGGAGUGGUGUAAAGUAAUGAGCUAUUACAAGAACUUGAAAAUCAACUUCCAUUUCCAUUCA
Molecule: messenger RNA, 1232 nt
Organism: Nelumbo nucifera (sacred lotus)
Lineage: Eukaryota; Viridiplantae; Streptophyta; Magnoliopsida; Proteales; Nelumbonaceae
Product: transmembrane protein (DUF872)
Cellular component (GO): endomembrane system
Source: RefSeq, a predicted model, not a curated record